This is a messenger RNA of Anthonomus grandis grandis, 1939 nucleotides long. RefSeq names its product zinc finger protein 91-like. Gene Ontology annotation, molecular function: nucleic acid binding. Gene Ontology annotation, biological process: regulation of gene expression. NCBI's taxonomy places the organism in Eukaryota, Metazoa, Arthropoda, Insecta, Coleoptera, Curculionidae. Gene Ontology annotation, cellular component: nucleus. The record is from RefSeq and is a predicted model, not a curated record. The coding region runs from base 169 to 1809 and encodes 546 amino acids. The transcript has 6 exons.
CACAUUUGCAAGUUGACAGUUUGUUGUUGUGUUGUGGAUAUUUUGGUGAAACUUGUUUCCCUGUAUUUCAAAUGUUUUUAAAGUUUAUAUAGUUUUUUUUUUGAUAAAUAAGGAAUUUCUGUACUGCACCAUUGCUUUAUGCUUUAUAAAUAACUGAAUAUAGAAAAAAUGUUUGAUGAAGAUAAUUAUGGUUCAUUUGAUCCGACCUCAAAUGCAACAAAAAACACUUAUUCAAAGAAAAAGAAGGAGAAACUAUCAGAAGAAAUGCCUUCAACGUCUGAAUAUAUUGAACUGAAAAACGUCUCUCAUGAAUUAAGCCAGUUACACACUUGCAUUGAUUUAGGUAUUGAGACGACGAAUGUUUCUAAUGUCACUCUUGGUACCGAUAAUGAAGGUUUUGUUCUCGAAAAAGCCGAGAGAGAGUUUAAUGCUACUGAGGACUUAAUUGAUGUCUUAGAAAAUACUUUGAGUGAAAACGAAUCACUUACAGACACAACACGAAAAAGGAGGUCAACAAGUUACAAUGCUAACCCAGAUAAUAAAAAUCUAAAACAAGAAAUUUCAAAUGAUUCAGUUGUUCUGCUACCUUCUACAUCUGUCAAUAGAGCCCAAGACGUUGAUACUAAGCCUCAAAAGAUGAGGGCUGUAAUUGUAAAUGUUAUGAAGGGUAAGAAGACUCCCAAAGCAAUUCUUAAUAAGACUUGGGAAGAGCUUAAGGGAAAGGAUGUUUCUGAAACGGUCAAUCAGGGGUUCACCGAAAUUAAGACAACCGACAAAAGAUCAAGGAGGACUAAACCUGAGACUCGUAUUAAAGCGAUCAAGCCUAAGGUUAAAAUAGGUGCCAGUGGUAAAAAGAUUGAGUAUUAUCAUUGCGAGUUAUGCGAUUACAAGACACGGUCGAAUACCAGCUUCAUUCACCACCAAUACAUCCACAAUGUUGUCAAUAAGAUUGAAGUAUAUAAAUGUGAUGACUGUAACUUCACAUGUAAUAAUCAUACGGCAUUGCUGAGCCAUAAGGCCAAUCAUGCGCAACAACACAUUUCCUAUAAGUGUAACUUCUGCGAUGAUGCGUUUAAUAAAAAAAAUCUAUGUUUGUUCCACACUUUAACACACAAAGAAAUACCAGAUUUGGAAGAGCAAUUAUUUUGUGUUGUUUAUAACCUUUUAAUUGAUGAACAGUAUUAUGAAUGCUUUCAGUGCGAGUUCAAACAACAAGACGAUUCAUCGAUGAGUCUCCAUAUUGUUGGGCACCAAAUAGAAACACCUCUAAAUCCGAUUGUCGCUCGCUUUAAGUGCCAGCGUUGCGACUACUACACAAAAACUGAAGACAUGAUUGCAAAACAUAACCUGCUGCACCAUUCAGAUAAUAAAAAACCCUUGAAGAGAAAAAAGUGUGCCGCGAAUGAAAGUGCGGCAACAAGCACCGACAGCUGUGCCCCUGGUUCGGCUGUUAAUUUGGAAGGGAAGGAACAAGAUGAGACCGUCUUAUAUUCCGGAAAACCGGUUCUUAAAUGCGACCAUUGCCAUUUCCUCACAAGGAAUCCAAGAAGUUUGACUAAUCAUACAAGUUUGAAGCAUAAAAGGAAGUAUAAAGAAACCAAGGAAGAUGAUAAAGAAGAAAAACAAUUAUAUUUCUGUAACGAGUGUGCAUACAGCACCCACAGAAAAUUAAAUAUGCCCAGACACGCGCUAGUUCACAAAACCAAGGCAGAUAUUGAAAUAUUCGAGUGCCCGCAUUGUUUCUUUGAAACCAAGCAUAGAAGAAGCUAUGUGAGACAUAUGAAAGAUCUUCAUAUGGUCAUUAUUUAAAAUAGAAGAAAGCUUUAGAAAAAUAUAAGUUUUAAUAUGUUAGUUUCUGUAUAAAGAUACAAACUUUAUUUUCUAGUACUUUUUAUUUUAAGAAUAAAAUUGGUAAUAUUACUCCCUACUCGCUAGACAA